Molecule: messenger RNA, 2106 nt
Organism: Punica granatum (pomegranate)
Lineage: Eukaryota; Viridiplantae; Streptophyta; Magnoliopsida; Myrtales; Lythraceae
Source: RefSeq, a predicted model, not a curated record
CACUGAGAUUUUUGAUUGAUGAGUAUCUGCCACGGGACAAAGAAGCACCUCUCCUCUCCCUUCCAUAAAGUCUCCUCAGCUUAACCUUCACCUCCUCUUCUUCUUCCUCCUCUUUCUUGCUUUUAGCUUUACUGGGUCUCAUUAGUUUGGUGCUUUGAUCUUCAUAUCCCAUCUGGGUUUUGCUCGUCUGAGCUGAUUCUUGCUGUCCUUUGAGCAGAAAAGUUUCGAUUUUUGAGCUCUUGGUGGGGGUUCGGGUUACUGGGUCUGCUGUGGAUGGUAAGCGGGUCUGGUUGGUGUUAGGGUUUUCCAAGGGAUGGGGGCAGUCGUGGAAGCCGCCGGUGGAGUAGGGAAAGUGGAGCCGUGGGACAAGGUGAAGAAGGAGAGGAGGAAGAAGAAGAAGAAGGAGAAAGAGAGAGGACACGAUGAGGAUGAUGGGAGUAUUGGGGAAGAGAUUGGUUGUUGGGACAAGUUCAGGUUCAUUGGGAGCUGCAUUUCUUCAAGAUCCAAAGUUGAUAGCUCUGUCAGUGGCAGCAGUGCUAAUUAUGUUGAAAGCAAAUCUGCAAACGACAUUAGUAGGGAUCAACCUACUGCUCCUGUUGUAUCAUCUACUACAACCAGCAAUGCAGAGAGUAACUCAUCCACUUCCAGACUUGAAGAGGAGCUUAGAAUAGCUUCACGGCUGCGGAAGUUUACCUUCAAUGAUCUUAAGCUCGCGACGAGAAAUUUUAGGCCCGAAAGUCUUCUUGGAGAAGGCGGUUUUGGGUGCGUGUUCAAGGGAUGGAUCGAAGAGAAUGGAACUGCUCCAGUGAAACCGGGGACAGGGCUUACCGUUGCUGUCAAGACCUUAAAUCACGAUGGGCUUCAGGGACACAAAGAAUGGCUGGCUGAGGUGAAUUAUCUUGGCGAUCUUGUGCAUCCUAAUUUAGUUAAGCUGAUUGGUUACUGCAUUGAAGAUGAUCAGCGUUUACUUGUAUAUGAGUUCAUGCCACGGGGCAGCUUGGAGAACCACCUUUUUAGAAGGGCCCUUCCUCUCCCGUGGUCCAUCAGAAUGAAAAUUGCACUAGGGGCUGCAAAAGGUCUUGCUUUUCUUCAUGAAGAAGCAGAACGGCCCGUCAUAUACCGUGAUUUCAAGACUUCAAACAUUCUUCUGGACGCGGACUAUAAUGCAAAGCUCUCAGAUUUUGGACUCGCCAAGGAUGGGCCUGAGGGAGAUAAGACCCACGUCUCAACCCGGGUCAUGGGAACUUAUGGUUAUGCAGCCCCAGAGUAUGUGAUGACAGGGCAUCUCACGUCGAAGAGCGAUGUCUACAGUUUCGGAGUUGUGCUGCUUGAAAUGCUAACGGGGAGACGGUCCAUGGACAAGAACCGGCCCAAUGGGGAACACAACCUCGUCGAGUGGGCCAGGCCACACCUUGGAGAGAGGAGAAGAUUCUACCGGUUGAUUGACCCUCGCCUUGAGGGCCAUUUCUCGAUAAAGGGGGCACAGAAAGCUGCCCAGCUUGCGGCCCACUGCUUGAGCAGAGAUCCGAAAUCCCGGCCCCUCAUGAGCGAAGUCGUCGAAGCUCUGAAGCCCCUCCCAAACCUCAAGGACAUGGCGAGCUCGUCUUACUAUUUCCAAACCAUGCAGGCAGACCGAGUCGGUUUAAGCCCGAAUUCCAGGAAUGGUGUACGGGCCCAGGGUGGGCCUUUCAUGAGGAACGGGCAGUCUCACCGGAGCCUCUCCAUUCCGAACAACUCACACGCAUCUCCAUAUAACAAUCAAUACCCGAUUCGUUCACCUGUACCCAGUGGCAAACCCUAACAUCGCUGGGCCAGCGACCCUUACCAGUUAAUGUUCAACUGAUUUUUCGGGUAUCUAUUUUCUCUUCUCUUGUUUUGUUUUUGUAGUCCUUUGUUCAGUAUAGAAGUAUCUGCUGUUGAAAUUAUUCGCCAUCGGAUUUGCUGAAACGGGGUCGAGCGGAAAGAAGAGACUUGCUCGUAUGUUUUGUAUUUAGAGAAUGAUGAUGAGCUCUCAGUUGGGUUUUACUCCUCAUGCUACUUAGAAUUACUCAAAAAAAUAUCAUUCCAUCAUUACUCCCCUUAAAUUUUAAUUUUUCACUUCAUUCA